AUGAGUGGCAAUUAUUACAACAAUGGAUAUCAAUACAAUCAACAGAAUUAUCAAGAAGGAUAUCAAUAUAAUCAAGAUCAAUACAACAAUGGGUAUAAUAAUGGGUAUCAAGAGGUAAAUUAUAAUAAUGGUUAUCAAGAUCAGUACCAGGGUUUUAAUGAUCAAUACAAUGGUCAAUUCCAAGGCUAUAAUGAUUUCAAUCAAUAUCAAUCAAUACCACAACCAAUUCCUCAAAAUUAUCAACCUCAUCUAAUUCAACCAAUUCAAACUUCAUCUCAAAAUUAUCAAGAUCAAUAUCAACAAGAUCAAUAUAGUACUACGCUUCAACAACAAUAUCAACAACAAUACCAAUAUCCAUCUCAAUUUGAUCAAAUUCCACAACCAAUUCCACCAGUGAUAUCUCAACCAGUGCAACCAGUGCGACCAGUGCAACCAGUGCAACCAGCACAACCAAUACAGAAUCACCCUGUCCAACCUAUUCAUCAAUCACCAGUUGUUCAACCAGUACCGCCUGUUCAACCAGUACCUAUCCAACAACAAGCGCCACCUCAACAAUAUCAACAUCAACAAGUACCACAACAUGUACCACAACAUGUAUCACAACAAGCUCCAGAGGUUCCACCUGCUCCAGUGCAACAAGUUCCAAAAGCACCUGAAGUUCCAGUUCAACAACCUCAACAGAUUCCUUCGGUCCCUGUCUCUUCAAUCCCACCUAUUCCUCGUUCAAAGCCUAUCCCUCAACCAGUGGCUCCAAAACAACAAUAUCAAUCAUCUCCACAAAAAAAAACCCAUAAAUCACCAAUCAAAAUAAUGAAACCAAAAUCACCAAUUAAACAAAAAUCACCAAUUAAACCAUCAUCAAAAUCACCAACAAAGACAUCAUCUCAACAAUUACAAGAAAAACUUCAAAAACAUUCAUCUUCACAACCCAAUAAACUUGAAUCAACACCUUCUAAACCAAUAUUCAAUUCUAGUAAACAAAAUACUCCAGAUCAAUCAUUAAAAUCUGAACCAAAUUUCGAAAUAAUACCAAAUAAUCAUUAUAAUGAUACAAUUGAACAAUUAAGUCAACAGGAUUUUCAAGAUUCAAAAUUACAAUUAAAAGGUGAUUCAAAAUUUAGUGAUUUUUUAGAAAAUCCAGGUUCAAAUGUUGUAUUAUUUUUCCAAAUUGCAAAUGAAUUAAAUUUACAUGCAGAUGAAAAUUUAAACAAGAUUCAAAACAAGAGAAAUUUACAAGAAUUUUAUACUUUAAAACAAAUUUCAAUAUCAAGUUAUGAAAAAAUUUUAAAUUAUAAACCAAAAGUUUCUAAAAAUUAUCAAAUUAAAUGUCAUUUAAAAUUAGGUGAAAUUUAUUCAAAUUUAUCUAAAAUUAAUAAUAAUGGUGAAGAUGAUCAAGAAUCUCCAUUAAUUAAAGCAGGUUAUCAUUUCGAUCAAGUUUUAUUACUUUGUGAUCAAGAUAAUUUAUAUGAAAAAUUAAUCACUCAAACUAAAAUUAUUAAUUUAUUAAUUGAAACAAAUCAAUUUAAACAAGCUUUAAAAUUAUGUAAUAAUCUUUUUGAAUAUGUUAAUUUUAUUGAUUCCAUAUAUUUAAUUUAUUUAAAAUUUAAAAUUUUAAUUAAAUUUGAUCCAAAGCAAAGUUUACCAUUUUUACAAUCAAUGUUGGAUCGUUUUAACAAACUUCCAAAUAUACCUGAUACAUAUAAUGAAGGAUUAUUAUUAUUAAAAUUAAAUGAAAUUACAUUUGCAAUUCAACAAGGUAUUAAACCUAUAACUGAUGUUAAAAAUUUAAAAUCAAACAACAAAUUAAAUUCAAUUCAUAUUGAAUUUAUUCAAAUCUUGAACAAAAUUACAAAUAAACAAAUAAAUGAUGAUAUUGAAAUUGAUUUUAAAACUUUAAGUUCAAAUAUUUCCAAUUUACCCAAAGCACAGAAUAAUAAAAUUCAAUAUAAUUUACCAUUCCAAGGUAAACUCAUCACAAUUUCAGAUCAAUUACCAAUUUAUAAAUUAAACAUAUUAAUUUGUUUAAUGUAUGGAAUUUCAUUAUUAAAUUCAACACAUUUGAAAAGAAAAUCUUUAACCUUAUUUGAAAAAUCAAUUAAAUUAAUUGAUGAAGAAUUAAACCAAAUAAAUCAUUCAUUAAUUUCAAUUAAUGAAAACAUUAAAGCAAAGUUUAAUGAAUUAAAUCAUUUAAAAGCUUUAGUUAAUUUUUUCAAAAUUUUAGAAAAUUCAAUUAUUGGUCCAAUUGAUGAUGAAUUAUUAAAAAAUUUUAAAAAUUCAAUAAAUUUAUUAUCUAAAGAUUUAUAUCCAAAUUUUGAAUUGAAAAUUAUUUAUUCAAUGGCUUUAAAAUUUCAAUUAAAUGGUGAUUUAAAUAUAUCAAAAAAUUUCUAUAAAAAAUUGAUCAACAAAUUUGAAUCUGAAGAAACUUCAAAUACUAAAAAUUCAAAUGAAAUUUAUAUUUUUUCCAUUAUAAAUUAUCUUUUAUUAAUUGAAUCAAGUAUUCAUUAUUAUACAAGAUCUUUACAAAAUGAUUUAAUUCCAAAUUUAACUCAAGAAAGAUUAAUCAUAUUAAAUAAAUUAGAUGAAAUUAUUAAUUUUAAAAAUUCAAAUUUAAAAUCUAAAGAAUUAAUUGAAUUAACUUUGAUUUUCAUAAAAUUAAUUUAUAAUUAUGAAAAUUUAUCCAAAAUUGAAAUUAAUGAAAAAAUUUCUUUAAUUUUAAAAAAUUUUGAAAAUUUAAAAAAAUUCCCAUUAUUAUGUUCAAUUUUAUUAUAUAUAAAAUCUGAUACAUUAAAUAGUAAUUCUGAUCAAAAGCAAAAAUCUUCACAAACUUCAUUUAAUUUAGCAAAAUUAGGUUAUUCACCAAUAUUAAGAUAUUUAUCAGGUUUAUUAAAUUCUCAAAAUGCAACAAUUGCAAGAAAUUUUCAACAAGCUGAAAUUCAAAAUUUAAAAUUAAUUAAAAUUAAAAAAAACAUUGAAAAUUCAAAUUCAAUUAAUUUAAAUUAUUUGAAUGAAAAAAUUAAUGAUUUAGAUUUUAAUGAAUCUCAAAAAAUUAUUGAUUCAAUUUAA
This is a messenger RNA of Hansenula ciferrii, 3063 nucleotides long. Its product is annotated as Immunoglobulin A1 protease. Bases 1 to 3063 code for a protein of 1020 amino acids. The record is from RefSeq and is a predicted model, not a curated record. The transcript has a single exon. Gene Ontology annotation, biological process: mitotic sister chromatid cohesion. Lineage: Eukaryota; Fungi; Ascomycota; Saccharomycetes; Phaffomycetales; Wickerhamomycetaceae.